Setaria italica (foxtail millet) is the source of this 1392-nucleotide messenger RNA. RefSeq names its product anthocyanidin 5,3-O-glucosyltransferase. Gene Ontology annotation, molecular function: UDP-glycosyltransferase activity. The transcript has a single exon. The record is from RefSeq and is a predicted model, not a curated record. Lineage: Eukaryota; Viridiplantae; Streptophyta; Magnoliopsida; Poales; Poaceae. The coding region runs from base 17 to 1381 and encodes 454 amino acids.
AAAGGCCGUUUGGGCGAUGGACAAGACCGUGGUUCUGUACCCAUGCCAUCUCAUCGGCCACCUCACGCCGAUGGUCCAGCUGGCCAAGCUCUUCGUCCAGCACGGCGUCGCUGUCACCGUCGCCCUCGUGGAGCCGCAGGUCGAGUCGGCCAGCUUCUCCGCUGUAGUUGCCCGUGCCGCGGCCACCAACCCGUCCGUCACCUUCCAUGUGCUGCCACCGCCCACCCCCUCCGAAGAAGCCCCACGCAAGAUUUUCGACUACCUCCGCCACAUGGACGCGCCGCUCCGGGACUUCCUCCGCUCACUGCCCAAGGUCCAUGCGAUCCUGCUCGACAUGUUCUGUGCUGGGUCGUUGGACAUCGCCGCUGAGCUCAACAUACCCGCCUACUUCUUCAUGGCCUCUGGCGCCAGCAUCCUUGCAAUCUUUUUGAACCUUCCUAGCGUGGCCGCCAGUACAGAUAGAAAUAGUCUUUCCGAGCUUGGAGACUCGCCGCUUUGUCUCCCUGGCGCUCCUCCAUUUAAAGCUACGGAUCUCCCACAGGUUGUAGUCGACGAGGACACCUCCCAAGGCUUUCUUCGCAUAUUUAAAAGGCUGCCAGAGGCCAAUGGAAUUCUUAUCAAUACGUUCGAGUCACUGGAAGCGCGUGCAGUAAGUGCUCUCAGGGACGGCCUGUGCGUCCCUGGCCGGCCGACACCACCGGUCUAUUGCAUCGGGCCGUUGGUAACGGAAGGCGGAGACAAGAAGCAAGAGUGCCUCGAGUGGCUGGACACGCAGCCGGACAAUAGCAUCACGUUCCUCUCUUUUGGGAGCUUGGGUACAUUCUCCAAGAAGCAGCUCCACGAGAUUGCCGUCGGCUUGGAGAAAUCGGAGCGGAGGUUCCUCUGGGUCGUCAGAAGCCCAAGCAGCGACGAGAAAAAUAUUUUUGAGAAGCUCCCUGAGCCAGACCUUGACGCACUCCUCCCCGAAGGAUUCUUGGAAAGAACGAAAGACCAGGGGCUCGUAGUCAAGUCUUGGGCACCGCAGGUGGAGGUGCUCGGGCACAGGGCGACAGGUGCCUUCAUGACGCACUGUGGGUGGAACUCAACGCUCGAAGGGAUCCUGGCGGGGCUGCCGCUGCUAUGUUGGCCAAUGUACGCGGAGCAAAGGUUGAACAAGGUGUUCAUCGUGGAGGAGUUUAAGCUUGGGGUGGUGCUGAGGGGUUACGACGAGGAGGUAGUGAAGGCCGAGGAAGUGGAAGAAAAGGUCAGGUGGGUGAUGGGUUCCGAGGGUGGAAGGGCCCUUCGUGAGCGCGCCGCAGCUGAGAAGAGCACGGCGGUUAAAGCGUUGAGUGAAGGAGGCGCAUCUCAUGCUGCUUUUGUUGAAUUCCUGAAUAGUUUGUAGACUAGAUAUAU